GAGGCUGUUCCUGAGGAGCCUCCGCUGUUGGCCAUGAAGGGGAGCCGCGCCCUCCUGCUCGCAGCCCUCAUCUGGCUCUGCACCUGCGGGCUGGCCACAGGGGAGGACACCAAUGAGAUAUUCAUGGACUUCCUGCAAACGCUGCUGGUGGGGUCCCCAGAGGAGCUCUAUGAAGGGCCCCUGGGCCAGUACGACGUCAAUGCAGAUGCCAAGGCAGCAAUGGCUGAACUCAAGUCCUGCAUAGAUGGCCUGCAGCCCAUGCACAAGGCGGAGCUCAUCAAGCUGCUGGUGCAAGUGCUGGGCAGUCAGGAUGGCUCCUAGUGGACGCAGACAUGGCUCCAAGCAGCCGUAGGACCAGCUACACAAGCAACCACGGCAGCUCCACCCUACCACUUCCCCAAGCCUGACUUUAUCCUCAAACCAUCCAAUCAAUAAAGUCUCCUGUAGCUCAGGCUCUGGCU
Messenger RNA from Vicugna pacos (alpaca), 461 nucleotides. It is a transcript of the gene SCGB1C1, whose product is annotated as secretoglobin family 1C member 1. The record is from RefSeq and is a predicted model, not a curated record. Lineage: Eukaryota; Metazoa; Chordata; Mammalia; Artiodactyla; Camelidae.